UCAAGAAAUUUUGCGGGUAAAAUUGGUGUAUGUAUGUACCGAAUCCGAUUUUAACUACAAUUUACAUUACGCUAUGUUGAUUGUGUUUUUGUGAAAAAUGAACGGUAUACAGAGUCUUAUCGAUCGUCAGCUUGGAAUAUAUUCCCGGUUUAACUACGACAAUGUCCUGAAACGUUUAGUGGUACACAGUGAAGAAUCCUUUUACGGCCUGCAGAACGAUCCGCUAGCGGGUAACUUCGACCAGGAUCCUCCAAUAUUCGCUUGUCGGUUUUCUGAAGCUCCGGGCUACGAACACAUCCUUGCCCUAGCAAAUGAGGAUGGCCGAGUUGCAAUACAGGACACCUCUACAGUUAGCAGUGCAACUACACUGGAAGGGUUCCAGUGCCACAACAAUGCAGUCUUCGAUCUGGCAUGGAUGCCCCACCACAUGAAUUUUGUCACUGUUUCGGGUGAUCACACUGCAUGCCUCUGGGAUGUAUCAGAAUCGUCACCAAAGCGAGUCCUCACAUUUUCCCAUCACACUAGAUCUGUAAAAACUGCAGUUUUCCGGCCCACUGAGCCGUCCGUAUUUGCUACGGGCGCCCGCGAUGGCCAUAUAUUGGUCUGGGACAUACGAGCAAAUAACCAUCCAGCCGUGAUACUCAAACCGGACAACUGUUUAAUGAGCUGCCACUCAAGUUUUACCCCCAAAACCCCAGGGUCACACGGUAAACGACCACGCAUAGACAACCAUAGAGCUAUAAGCAUCACGGGACUCGUUUUCCAAAAUGAUUUAACCUUAAUUUCUUGCGGCGAAUGUGACGGGAACAUUAAAGUGUGGGAUUUAAGAAAGAACUACAAUAUUUAUAAAAAAGAACCUUUACCCAAACACUCGAUACCAUAUUGCGGUAGCUCCACCAAAAACGGUUACACGAAUCUAGUGAUAGAUGACGCAAGAGUGCGUCUAUACGCAAGCUGUAUGGACAACGUUAUAUACUGCUUUAAUAUCUCAACAUAUAACUCCUUACCUGAACAAAGAUAUGUCGGCCACGAGAACAGUACAUUUUAUAUAAAAACCAGCUUGAGCCCUGAUAGUAUGUAUUUAGUAAGUGGAAGUAGCGAUAAGAAUGCUUAUAUCUGGAAUGUCAAAUACUCCCAGCCAGUCGUGAAGUUGACAGGCCAUCGGGCGGAAGUCACUUGUGCCGCGUGGUGUCAGACGGGAGACAUGAAAGUGGUGACUUGCAGUGACGACGCAAGGCACAAAAUAUGGAGGGUAGGAAGGGAAUUUCCGGAAGUAGAUGUUGAGUUACGAGGGAAUGCAGAAAUUGUUCCGCGCGCAGAAAUCACAAGCCUCCCACAAUGGGGGGGCUUAGACAAAACACCUAACUCUUUAAAACGCAAAAUAACAACACCGAGUUCGUAUAGCGCUAAACGUGCUCGGGCCCAAGAAAAUAGCGGCACUAGGAAAACUAAACGUUGUCUCGCCGAUCUGAUGAAUGCUUCGAAGGAGGCUGAUGAAACAGAAACCAUGGUCAAAAGGCUCAAACUGGAUAUGCCAUGUAUUCCUGAAGAACAACUUUUACCGGCUGGCAUAAAACGCCAGAGACAUUCCAUAGAAAAUUCCACUGAAAGUCCUAUACCUUGUAAAACUAAACAUUUCGAACUAGACCCUUCCACAACUUCUCCUGAAUGGACUUAUUAUAUCCCUAAAGCGGGCACGUCUUUCAUGUCGCCCACUAAAAGUUACGAGAAGAGAAAUUGCAAAGUUCUGUCAGCUAAAAGUCCAAAAGCCAUAUCCUCAAGUACGAUCCCACACAGAACUCCCGUCAAAGUAUCCCCAACCAAAGUCAGGGUCGUAAGCUUUACAACGCCAACCAAAAAUUUGCCCAAUUUUGUUUUGGAUGGUGAAGCCCCACACCUCAAACUAAUGUCGCCAGUAAAGAAAAAACAAGACACAACGGAUUGGUUAACUUUAAUGGUGCGCGAAAAAAAAGGAAAACCCGUGGAACCUGUUGAAAAAGUUAGUCAAAUGGCGCCACUCAGUCCGAAAGAAAAUAUGCCAACAAGAAGGAAUUCCGUAACGGAGAAACCGCCGAAGUCAGUUACGACAUCUUUAACGUUACUGAAAUACUUUAAUGUGGUUGUAAAGAAAAAUGGCGUGAUUUAACUCGACAUUGUAAUGCUUGCGAGUUUAGAGUUUAGGGUUUCAUGAAAUGCAGGUGCAAAUGUUUUUAUGCCAAAUUUUUGAAAUCUGUGGUUUUUAUUAAGAUUAUUCGAGGUUUAUGAACCUUGUGUUUUCAUGAAGUAGUUUCAUUGUUAUUCAGGUCUUUAACUGCCUGCUAAUAAAAAAAACAACAAAUUCAAAUAAAAAAAUUCUUUAUUCAUGUAGGCCAUACAUAGAAACUUUGGCAUUUACAAAUACCCGUUCCCGGUGAAAUUCUUGGUUCCUACUCGAAGUUCUGAAAAGUCUAUGACAGUAAAUUUAAGAUGUGUAGUGAGUAAAAUAAUAGUCUUAUAAGUUCAAUUAACUUCUACUAGUGGUUUUUCUAUCAUAUGAGGAGAUCAUCAUCAACAUAUCAACCUGUUACCGAUCCACUGCUAUGCCGUAGUCCACCGCGCUGGCCCAUUACGGAUUGGUGGAGAAAAAUUGCUAUAAAUGUACCUAUUUCUAAGAAGAUUCGGUUUAAUCUUAGGGCCUAUGUACAUGACGUCUUUUUCCGCGGAUAAAACGCGCGUUAAUUCUAUUAAAUUUAAUCGAAAACUUGAGACUUAAGACAAUCAGCAGUUGUCUCAAGCUGUUUAUAAUGACUAACUAAUUGAUCUUGGUUUUAUGCUUAUUAACUCGUGACUAUGUUGUUAAAUUCAUUUAGGUAUUCUUGAAUACCUACUUUAUAAGCAAUGUCAAAUGUGUCGGUAUGUAGUGAUUCUACCACCGGUAGACUGAUAUUCAAAAACAAUCAACGCGGCCCGUCUGAGAGUUGUAAAUUCUAAUGAUUCGAUAAUAAAUAUCGUUAAUGAAUUGUUUUAAUGCUUUAAUGGUAAUCGUUAUGCCGUUUUCGAAUUUACCGCAUUUAAAAGCUAAGUCAGUUAGUAAAAUCAAAAUUAAUAGUUUGAGGGAUUAAAUGGUGACAGUGGUGCCAAUACUGCUAUAUCUAAAUUAUAAAGUAAACUAAAUCAUCUACCCACAUCAGUUUUGGCACCAAUGUACUUACGCUAUCCCUGAGAGCGCACUUCAUGCAGGCCACAUAAAAUAGUUCGAUUUGUAGAUAAGUACUAUUUUAAAACGGGAACGUUAUACUUGACUGUUGAGAUAAUUUACAAAACGUUCAACCGUCCUUGACAUAUCUUUUAAUUUAAAUUUUGAUAACACAAACGCUACAAUAUCAUAUAAGUUUUCUUUAGGAUUGAUUAAAUGCAUAUUUAUAUUACUUAUCUAAAGAAUACAAUUCGGUAUAAGGUCUUUUUCCUUUGGUUAUUCUGCGUCGAAAAUUGUAAACUACUGCUCGAUUGCAAACGUGCGUGUUUAAUAAGGAUACUUAUAGUUAGUUGUACACUUUUAAAAUACCUGCCGUUGUAAAGUAAAAAAGUUUGGUCGACACACGACGUCGCGUCGCGCGGUCAGUUGGUCGGGGUAGCAACAGUAUGAUGCGUAACGUGGUACAUGGUCGGGGCAGCAGCCUGAUCAUUUGCAAAACUACGCGCAGAAAAUACCUCGUUUGAAUAGGCCCUUUGAAAUUAUGUUACAUAUAUUUUAAUUUGUCUAAGGAGCUUACUUACUUUGGCGUGUUCAAGGCUAAAGAAAAGUGGGUGGGCUCUAGGAGUGCGAUCCGCGUUUCAACAAUCAGUAACAGAUUGCAUUCCGACGAAGAUAACCGCUAUUAGUUUUUACUUCGAAUUUCGGAGGAUCCAUUUUUAACCCGUCGACUGUAACAGAGCGACUCUUAAUGUGACGAUUUCAAUUUAUUGUUCAGUUGUUUUUUUUAUAUUUUAUAAUUGUACACUAUAAAGUAAGAAAAACAUUGUUUACAUUAUAAGGCAAGUUAUAAAAAAAAAUUAUUAAAUAUCUCUCGUUAGGUAUAACUUAGAAAUAUGAUUUUAUUACUUUUUAACUAAAUAUGUUAAUCGACUGAAAUGAAAAGUUAGUAGAUUGCUGUGAGUAUUGAUAUGAAAUGUACGUUAGUAAAUAACUUUUUAAUUUUAAGUUAAUGUUAGUUGUAGUAGGUACCUAAUAAUAAGUAUUUUAUUGUAUGUUUAACUACAAUUUUUAUUAUUAAAUCACCAUGCAUUUGAUAACUGUGGCUCUAAUACAUUUUAUAAUUUUGACUGAUAUAACUUCAAUAGUUACCUACUAUGUUUUCUUGAUUUAUUUUAUUUUAACAACGCAGGCGCUUAACAUGGCCAGGAGACAUUAUUCAAAAAUUUAAGACAUAAUUUUAUCUUCUCUUAAAGCUUUAUUUACUCUCCAAACAUGGGUGCACGAGUGGAAAUAAUAAAUGUGGGUCAACUUCUCCUAUACUCUGAUGCUUUGUGUUGGCGGGUGGACAUGUCAAUUGUUUUAUUAUUUGUCAAGUAUAUAAUUUAUAUUUCCUGCCCAUGUUACCCGUGCUAAACGUUAACCUUUUAUCAUCCUUAAUUCAUUCAUCAUAGGAGUUAUUGCAGGGCAUAUGAUUAGUAGGUAUUUUAGUAGUUCAUAUUAUAACUUCAGUCAAAUCACUAAGGUUCUAUGAUAGCUAUUUAUGCAACUGUUUUAUAAUAAGGGGAAUUAAAACACCCGUAUGAAACUAUUAUUAAUUCACACUAUAAACCCAUUUUAGUUUUUUUAAUAUGUGUAGUCAGACACAACAGUUGCAUAAAAAACUAUUGUAGAACUUAUUUUACUGAAGUUAAAAUAAAGUAGAAUUAGUGUCGUCUUUUAAACUGUUGAUGAAACUCAUCUCAGGGCUUACAUCUCUUGCUUUAAGUCCUGUCUACAUAGGUUGCUUGUAAGAGAUUGCUUGCUAUAAAGCCGCCUUUGCAUGUCUACAUUGUUUACUGUAUACUCCUGUUUCUUUUCCUGUGUUAUACUUACGUGCAAUAAAGUGUUACUUCUUCUCAAUCUUCGGAAGUUUAAUGACAGCAGAAGAGGGCAUCCUUAUAUUGUGAAGCACGACAUCGGCCGCCUAAUGUAAAUCUAAUCUUUAAUGGUGUGGGUUCUAUAGCUACAAUCUCCGCAUAGUAACGGAAACUAUUAAACUUUUUAUAAAUAAGACCAAUUCCUCAAAGCCUUUCAAUAAUCAUCUACAAGAAAACUUUACAGAUAAAUACCACUACGUCAUCUAUUCAUCAUGUUGAAAGUAUACAUUUUUGCGGCCAAGAGUUUUU
Molecule: messenger RNA, 5340 nt
Organism: Pararge aegeria (speckled wood butterfly)
Lineage: Eukaryota; Metazoa; Arthropoda; Insecta; Lepidoptera; Nymphalidae
Gene: l(2)dtl
Product: protein lethal(2)denticleless
Exons: 4
Coding region: 98-2146 (682 amino acids)
Biological process (GO): mitotic G2 DNA damage checkpoint signaling; proteasome-mediated ubiquitin-dependent protein catabolic process
Cellular component (GO): nucleus
Molecular function (GO): protein-macromolecule adaptor activity; protein binding
Source: RefSeq, a predicted model, not a curated record